UUGGCUAGAAACCGGCGACUUCCUGUCCGCGUUGAACGCUGGGAGUUGUAGUCCCGGGGGCGGGGCGCGGCAGCAGCAGCAAGGCAGACGGGCCACGGAAGCGGGCGGCGGGCCGGGCGGGAUGGACAAGCUCAAGCGGGUGCUGAACGGGCAGGACGCGGAGGAGCAGGGCGGCCUGAGCGAGAUAGUUGAUACAACUUCAUUAAGCUGGGGCACAAGAGUGAAAGGCUUCAUCGCUUGUUUUGCCUUAGGAGUUCUGUGUUCUGUCCUGGGUACUUGCCUGCUAUGGGUGCCAAGGAAAGGACUAGUUCUCUUUGCAGUAUUUUACACUCUGGGGAAUAUUGCAUCCCUUGGAAGCACUUUUUUCCUUAUGGGACCUAUGAGACAGUUGAAAAGAAUGUUUGAGCCUACUCGUUUGAUAGCUACUAUUGUUAUGCUAUUGUGUCUCAUUCUAACAUUGUGUUCUGCUUUCUGGUGGCGCAACAAGGGGCUUGCUCUCAUCUUCUGCAUUUUGCAAUUUUUUGCCUUGGCAUGGUACAGCAUUUCUUUCAUACCGUUUGCAAGGGAUGCUGUGAAGAAAUGCUUUACUGUUUGUCUGUCAUAACAGGAUGCUGGAGCCCCAGUGAGGGGUUGCUGUUGCAUCUCUCGAUGGCUGUGAGAACAGUUGUUACGUGAUGGGAGAAUGAGAAAGUUGCCGGAGGACCAGAUACAGAAGAAAAAUGUUCUAUUUUUGCCUUGAAUGCAGCAUUUGCCAAACUUCUAAAAGUUGAGCUCCGCCUCACAAAAAUGAAACUGAUCACCACCCCACCCGGAAACCUUAUGUCGUUAAAGGCCAUCCAUCUUAAUACAUCCUCGUUGCCCCUGCCCUGGCUUGUCCUUUGGGUCCUUCCAGGGUCCUUUGGGUCCUUCCACACCUUGGUGUAGAUCUUCCUACCAUGGCCCUGCAGUCCCUUUCUUAUAUACAUUGAUAAGCCAUGAAAUA
Mauremys mutica (yellowpond turtle) is the source of this 982-nucleotide messenger RNA. RefSeq names its product SFT2 domain containing 2 (gene SFT2D2). The transcript has 9 exons. Lineage: Eukaryota; Metazoa; Chordata; Testudines; Geoemydidae. The coding region runs from base 122 to 604 and encodes 160 amino acids. Gene Ontology annotation, biological process: vesicle-mediated transport. The record is from RefSeq and is a predicted model, not a curated record. Gene Ontology annotation, cellular component: membrane.